Nomascus leucogenys (northern white-cheeked gibbon) is the source of this 1857-nucleotide messenger RNA. Its product is annotated as keratin, type I cytoskeletal 16. Bases 76 to 1839 code for a protein of 587 amino acids. The transcript is spliced from 7 exons. Lineage: Eukaryota; Metazoa; Chordata; Mammalia; Primates; Hylobatidae. The record is from RefSeq and is a predicted model, not a curated record. Gene Ontology annotation, cellular component: keratin filament. Gene Ontology annotation, molecular function: structural molecule activity.
CUCUCAGCCUUUCUGAGCACCUUCCCUUCUUUCAGCCAACUGCUCGCUCGCUCGCUCACCUCCCUCCUCGGCACCAUGACCACCUGCAGCCGCCAGUUCACCUCCUCCAGCUCCAUGAAGGGCUCCUGCGGCAUCGGGGGCGGCAUCGGGGGCGGCUCCAGCCGCAUCUCCUCUGUCCUUGCCGGAGGGUCCUGCCGCGCCCCCAGCACCUACGGGGGCGGCCUGUCUGUCUCCUCCUCUCGCUUCUCCUCUGGGGGAGCCUGCGGGCUGGGGGGCGGCUAUGGUGCUGGCUUCAGCAGCAGCAGCAGCUUUGGUAGUGGCUUCGGGGGAGGAUAUGGUGGUGGCCUUGGUGCUGGCUUUGGAGGGGGCUUCGGUGCUGGCUUUGGUGGUGGCUUUGCUGGUGGUGAUGGGCUUCUGGUGGGCAGUGAGAAGGUGACCAUGCAGAACCUCAACGACCGCCUGGCCUCCUACCUGGACAAGGUGCGUGCUCUGGAAGAGGCCAAUGCCGACCUGGAAGUGAAGAUCCGUGACUGGUACCAGAGGCAGCGGCCCAGUGAGAUCAAAGACUACAGUCCCUACUUCAAGACCAUCGAGGACCUGAGGAACAAGAUCAUUGCGGCCACCAUUGAGAAUGCGCAGCCCAUUUUGCAGAUUGACAAUGCCAGGCUGGCAGCCGAUGACUUCAGGACCAAGUAUGAGCACGAACUGGCCCUGGGGCAGACUGUGGAGGCCGACGUCAAUGGCCUGCGCCGGGUGUUGGACGAGCUGACCCUGGCCAGGACUGACCUGGAGAUGCAGAUCGAAGGCCUGAAGGAGGAGCUGGCCUACCUGAGGAAGAACCACGAGGAGGAGAUGCUUGCUCUGCGAGGUCAGACCGGCGGAGAUGUGAACGUGGAGAUGGAUGCCGCACCUGGCGUGGACCUGAGCCGCAUCCUGAAUGAGAUGCGCGACCAGUAUGAGCAGAUGGCAGAGAAGAACCGCAGAGACGCUGAGGCCUGGUUCCUGAGCAAGACCGAGGAGCUGAACAAAGAAGUGGCCUCCAACAGCGAAUUGGUGCAGAGCAGCCGCAGUGAGGUGACGGAGCUCCGGAGGGUGUUCCAGGGCCUGGAGAUUGAGCUGCAGUCCCAGCUCAGCAUGAAAGCAUCCCUGGAGAACAGCCUGGAGGAGACCAAAGGCCGCUACUGCAUGCAGCUGUCCCAGAUCCAGGGACUGAUUGGCAGCGUGGAGGAGCAGCUGGCCCAGCUACGCUGUGAGAUGGAGCAGCAGAGCCAGGAGUACCAGAUCUUGCUGGACGUGAAGACGCGGCUGGAGCAGGAGAUCGCCACCUACCGCCGCCUGCUGGAGGGCGAGGAUGCCCACCUCUCCUCCCAGCACGCAUCCGGCCAAUCCUAUUCUUCCCGUGAGGGUAAGGUUCCUGAGGCUCCCCGGCACUGCAGCCCCUCCUCCUGUUUCUAUGGAGUGGGGGCCGGACCCUUCUCCUCUGAGCCCCCAGCCCUCCCUUCGCCCUGCCCUGGAGUCUGCUUAGCUCUCAGACCCCUUCUCACCUCCUCUUCUCUCUCCCACAGUCUUCACCUCCUCCUCGUCCUCUUCGAGCCGUCAGACCCGGCCCAUCCUCAAGGAGCAGAGCUCAUCCAGCUUCAGCCAGGGCCAGAGCUCCCAGAACUGAGCUGCCUCUACCACAGCCUCCUGCCCACCAGCUGGCCUCACCUCCUGAAGGCCUGGGUCAGGACCCUGCUCUCCUGGUGCAGUUCCCAGCUAUCUCCCCUGCUCCUCUGCUGGUGGUGGGCUAAUAAAGCUGACUUUCUGGUUGAUGCAAACCUGUGUGAUCUCUGUUCUUGAACUGAUGGGAGGGGAGUU